AUGACUGUUACAAAUUCCGAAAGAGUGCCAGCAACCAUGUUUGCAUGGAGGAAACACAAAGGAAGUCCAAAGCCGGUUUUCGAAGAAGUGUCCGUUCCCAAAGCAUCGCCAAAUGGCAUUCUUUUUUGUAGAAGCGACCAUUCGCUCCUCACGAUAGAGAAGCAAGCAUCUUGGUUCCAGGAAAAGUAUAUCCUGGGCCACGAAGGCUGCGGACAGAUUAUUGAAAUAGGCAGUAAUGUUCGAGAUAACGUACUGAAAGUGGGAGAUAUUGUGGCUCUUCAUGCGGUCCCAGGCUGUGGACAAGACGAUUGCCCCGAAUGUUCUCGUGAUCUGGCUCAACUGUGUGAAAGAGGCCAUCACUCGGGCAUUGGCCAAGAUGGCUUUUACGCACCAUAUACCGCAGUUGAUAUCAGAGCUGCAGUCAAAGUCCCUGAUGGUGUCAGCCCAGCAGAAGCUGCUGUAGCCACUGACGCUGUGAACACAGCAUUUCACGCCAUCACUAGGAGAGGAGAAGUCAAAAAGCAUGAGACAGUAUUUCUAUUCGGUCUUGGUGGGCUAGGUUUCAAUGCUCUUCAAAUUGUUCGUUAUAUUGGGGCAAGAGUGAUAGUUUCCGAUAUUCGACAAGAACUGCUUGAUGAAGCCAAAGCUCUGGGCAUACAUGAGAAAGAUAUUGUCCCAGUAGGAAAACCUCCCCAGGACUUCAUCAAAGAGAAUGGCUUGGAAGGAAAGAUCGACACCGUUCUUGACUUUGUUGGUACCCAUCAGACAUUUGAAGAUGCUCAACAUAUCGUACGUCGUGGUGGCAAACUUCUUUGCAUUGGCAGUCUUGACACAGAAAACACCAUUCACAUGAAGAUUGGCACCAGAAAGAGGCUUUCCUUCAUCUUCUCUUAUGGUGGUCAAGUCAGAGAUUUGGAGAAGGUUCUUGAACUUAUCGCUUCUGGCCAUAUUAGUCCCCGAGUUGAAACCAGAAAGCUUCCGGACUUUGAGGAAGUUCUUGGGGCAUUGGGUGAAGGAAAGAUCAAGGCGAGAGUGGCAUUACUACAUGAUUAG
Fusarium oxysporum Fo47 is the source of this 1053-nucleotide messenger RNA. Its product is annotated as zinc-binding dehydrogenase. NCBI's taxonomy places the organism in Eukaryota, Fungi, Ascomycota, Sordariomycetes, Hypocreales, Nectriaceae. Bases 1 to 1053 code for a protein of 350 amino acids. The record is from RefSeq and is a predicted model, not a curated record. Gene Ontology annotation, molecular function: zinc ion binding; oxidoreductase activity. The transcript is spliced from 5 exons.